AUGUCUUCUCCAAAAACUUGUGCCCAAGGUUCCUCUUCUUUAGUUCCUCUUGAUUACAUCACUAUGACUGGGGUUGAUAACCAUGCGAUAGAGGUCAAGAGCAAGCUCUAUCCCUUUUCCAAGAAGAAUUUGGACGAGAAUGUCCUUUAUUUGUCCGAGAAUACACUAGUCCUGGGUCGUCACUGGUUUGGUUCUGUCCCAGCUGAGAUGGCAAAGAUGGUUAAAAAAGAUGUUGAAGCUCCUCUGUGUUUCCAGAGCUCUUUUGCCUUGGUUUCUCAUUCUUGGGUCAGCAAGAAUUUGAGUCGUUCAUUCCCAUACAGUGAGGUGAGGAACAACCUAGUGAAGUGGGCAAACUGGAUUGACAAGCUUCUCCCAAGAUAUGGAGCUCACUGGAGGAGGGCAGGGAUUUAUGACGCAAUUCUGUUAUCCAAGCAGUCCAUUAACAUAAGAGAGAAUCUGCUUGCUGCCACUCUGUGUUUCUGGAAUUCUGCCAAUAACACUUUUGAUUUUCGUGUAGGCCCCGUGACACCAACCUUGCUGGAUAUGGCUCAGAUAUUUGGGUUUAGGCCCCAUGGAAGGCCUGUUGACGCUGUUGGUGACUAUCCUCGAAGGAAGAAUCAGGAGAAAUUGGCCAAGCCUUUCACUAUCUCUCUUGCCACCAUCAACCAGAACUGCUCGUUCUCCAAUUUUUUUUGA
Prunus armeniaca (apricot) is the source of this 696-nucleotide messenger RNA. The record is from the annotation of a GenBank genome assembly. Lineage: Eukaryota; Viridiplantae; Streptophyta; Magnoliopsida; Rosales; Rosaceae.